Molecule: messenger RNA, 770 nt
Organism: Cynara cardunculus var. scolymus (artichoke)
Lineage: Eukaryota; Viridiplantae; Streptophyta; Magnoliopsida; Asterales; Asteraceae
Exons: 4
Coding region: 285-749 (154 amino acids)
Molecular function (GO): protein binding
Source: RefSeq, a predicted model, not a curated record
UCAGCACCUCAUUUAUCCGGUGAUGAUAUAUACAUGAGUUUGGCAUAAUUAAUUUAGUUUUUGGAAUUACUUAGAAAGAAGAAGAAGAGAUUUCAUCAAUAUUUGUCUUCCUCUCUAUCAAGUGUCAGUCAUAGGAGACUGGGAAGCAGUGGAAAAGAUCCUAGCCAUUAAUCGUGAAUUCAAAGAUGACUUACUAGGGUAUAGUAUCACAGAAGAUAAGGAUACAGUGUUAGAAUCUAGAAGUGAACCAUCAAACAUGAAUCAAUGAAAAUCUAGUCGACCGGAUGACAGAUCAGCAACUCACACUUCAAGAUGAACAUGGCCGAACCGCCCUUCAUAUCGCAGCUGCAGUUGGAAACGUCGAUAUGGCAAUGGCUAUGGUUGGAAAGCAUCCGCAACUGCUGAAAAUCCGUAAUGGUGUCAACGCGCUGCCAAUCUAUGUGGCUGUUAUAUAUGGAAAACAUGAUAUGGUUGCUUAUCUCUAUGAUGAGUACAAAAGUAUGGCAGGUUAUAAUUGGACAGUCGACGACAUAAGUAACGUUUUAUGGAGAUGCAUCGAGGCUGAUCUCUUUGAUUGUGCAAUAAGAAUAUUGGAUGACCAAGGCGACCUAUUUGGAUUCCCUUCAAGAGUGUAUGCACGAGAGAUACUCUACAUAUUGGCUCAAAAGACUUAUGUGUUUAAAUGUAUCAAGUUAUGGAAAAAUUCAAAUGUACGUUACUUGCAGUCACUUGGGUGCGACCUGCCAUAAGGGAAAGUAGUGUAGCCCCAG